GUCGUGUCGCCAGCCUCACGCGCACAUAUACAUUCGCAACAAGAGUUUUUGUUUUAGUUGAGUGUUGUCCAUUGGUGCUCUCUGUAUAUUUUACAUAGUACAAAAUGAGAUGGAUUAUAGUGCUCGUUGUUCGCUUUGUGUUUAUAAAUGGGAUCAAAAGUAACAACUCCUAUACCUAUGAUAUGGCUUUGCAUUGUAAGGAGCAUAUUUGUCAACAUGGGUAUAACUAUGAGGUUUUCUACCGCAUUGGUGAUGAGGAACUAAAGAGGGUGAAGUCUGACAAGCAAGUAGGUUUGGAGAUGCACAUAGCUAUUCAAGCAGUAAGCAAUGGUCUGAUACUCUUGUCCGAAGCACCCAACCCUCGGCCUAAUGAAGAUGUAUACGAGAUUGUGGUCGGAGGUGGAGGGAACGAAUUCACGGAACUGAGGAGGAAUAUAGCCCGGAACGCGAAAGCUUCCAUGAGGACGCCGGGAAUUCUCUCCAGCAUUGAUAUCAGAGGUUUCUAUAUAAGAAUUGAUCCUGAUGGCUUGAUUGAAUUUGGGAAGGAAGGCGAGGUUUUGCCUUUAAUCAGCUACAUGGAUGUGAAUCCUCUCGCAAUAAAAUACUUCAGUUUCGCUGCUUGGAAUGGUGUUGAAGCGAAAUUCCUGUAUGACUGUCCAGCUCCCGGAAAAAAUACUACUGAGACGCCACCAAACUCGCAACCGGAGGAGCACAAGCUAUCCAACUCAGAUACUCUGAAGCGUAACUUGCUGAUGAGCAAACUGCCAUCAGUGCAGCCGAACCCCUCGGAGCCAGUGAACAUCGGUGUGAAGAUAACCAACGUUCAGUAUGACGCGUUCGAAUCUAAACUCACUACCAGAAUGGCUGUUGUCACGUUAUGGUAUGACCACAGUAUGGCGUGGAAUCCAAUUAAAUACAACGGCACAACAACAAUAAAAUUUAGACAAGGUCAAAUCUGGAGACCGACUUUUUAUGUUCUAAACUCUAACGACAUCGGUGUGUUUGACACAAGAAACCCAGACCUUAUAUCAAUGGCGCACAACGGUCAAGCGACAUUUCAUUUUCAAACUAAAGUAGAAACUUUAUGUACUGAAACACCUACUACAAUGAACAAAUGGCCUCACGACGAGUAUAUUUGUAGUAUUAUCAUUGAACCGUGGCAAAUCCACGAGAAGAUGAUAAUUGAUGUACUAAAGCCAGAAGAUCCAAGACUAAAAUUGUUUGCAGACAUAGACACGGUUAUCUACAACGAAUGGGACUUCAAAACCCAACAGAUGAUUAUCCCGCCAUCGCUUUGGAACCAGGAAUACAGAAACGAUGACAACAGAACCCAUCAGAGCGAUCGGCUUCUCAUCUCGUUGAACCUAAAACGGCGAGCCACAUCACACAAUAUUGUGUUUUAUACACCAUUAUUAGUGUUAACGAUGUUUGUCCUGAUGUCUUUCUGGGGCGAAUCUUUGACCCUAAGCCGUGUGUGGUUUUACGCCAGCUGCACGGUCUUCAUCUGCAUAGGGCUGUGCUACAUCGAUAACUUGGUGCCGACACACUCCGUCCCAUCGAUAUUGGUUCUAUACACAGCUGUGCUGGCAGGGGUGCUGCUGGCUCUGCUCACUCAAGUGGCAUUAAUGUCUUCCCUCACAGAGAAACUUUGCGAAACGUAUACAAUGAAGAGAAUACUCACUUCGAUGCCGCUACGAGCUGUGUUCUGCUUGCCGCCUUUGAAGAUAUCUUUAAGCGGUCAAUACAUUGAGCAAGAAAAUGAAGAAUCAGGUGUAUUUGUGACUCCGAGAGACAGCAACGUUCAAGAAAUGGAAACUGAAAAUAUAACAUACGGCGACAAGAAAGAACUUGCUGAAGUUAUAGACAAACUUAUGUUCUUUGUUUUUUCACUUGUUUUUUCUGGAAUGUUGGCAGCACAUUACUAAUAUCAAAUUUGAAAAAAGAACACUAACAGCCAAUUUCAAUCUGGAAUGUUACUAUCAAGGAAGCACAUUACUAUCAAGGAAGAAUCAAAUACUAACACGUGAUAGUACGAAUACUAACAUUGAGUGUUGAUAGAGAAAAUCAAACAGAAUGAAGUUGGUUUAUCAAACAAAUAACUUAUUUGAUUGCUUUAACCCUAAUACUGAUCCAAGUCAAAUAGUUUAUUGAAAUGUGUUAUUUAAAUGUGCUGAGGUAGACAACUGUAAAACUUAAUAUAACGAACAAAAUUUUAAAAACAGUCGCGCUCAAUUUUAUCUCAAUUCAUUGGAUAAUACAUAUCUAUUACUGAAAUAAAUAUAUUUUACAUUAGUUUA
This is a messenger RNA of Manduca sexta (tobacco hornworm), 2297 nucleotides long. RefSeq names its product neuronal acetylcholine receptor subunit alpha-3 (gene NtR). The record is from RefSeq and is a predicted model, not a curated record. The coding region runs from base 105 to 1925 and encodes 606 amino acids. Gene Ontology annotation, cellular component: membrane; synapse; neuron projection. NCBI's taxonomy places the organism in Eukaryota, Metazoa, Arthropoda, Insecta, Lepidoptera, Sphingidae. Gene Ontology annotation, molecular function: neurotransmitter receptor activity; extracellular ligand-gated monoatomic ion channel activity; transmembrane signaling receptor activity. The transcript is spliced from 12 exons. Gene Ontology annotation, biological process: chemical synaptic transmission; regulation of membrane potential; nervous system process.